Messenger RNA from Cyphomyrmex costatus, 1071 nucleotides. RefSeq lists its product as uncharacterized. The record is from RefSeq and is a predicted model, not a curated record. Lineage: Eukaryota; Metazoa; Arthropoda; Insecta; Hymenoptera; Formicidae. The coding region runs from base 116 to 1033 and encodes 305 amino acids. The transcript has 9 exons.
UCGUCCGGAAAUUCUUGUUCCACGUCAUAUCGUUCGAUCUCCACGCUCGUCGGUGUGCUCGAGUUCCUUUGAUUUUUGUAACUCUUUACUUUGCUAAUGGAUUGUUCUCUCGAGAAUGUUCUCGCAAAGAUCGUGCUAUUUCUCUCAACUAUCGAGAUCACAUCCAAUUUUGAAGCUUAUUGACAUUUAUGAUCGCCAGUCGUUUAUACGAGUAUACGUUUUGGACAAUGUUUACAUGUGUAUCUUGAUGUAUAUUUUGUUCUACGUAGCAGUAUGGUAUGCUAAUAACAUAAUAAAGCGAAUUGAAAGAUCAAAUCGGGAGAUGUCAACGACAGUUGCAGAGAACAAGACGAAAUUAGAUAGAUUGGUUUUAUUAAAAAAAAAGAAGGCGGAAUUCGAAGAAACAAUCGUAAAAACGACAGAUGCUCAGAAAGUGACUACAAAACACUUAGAAGAUGAAAUGCACAGGCUUAGCACGGAAUUAAUCACAACAUCCAACAAAAUUACUGGAUUGGAAAAAGUGGUUGAAAAAAUGGUUUUUAGUACAAAUACCCGGACAAAUUACUUAGCUCAGCCGACGCUAUCAGGGAUGAAUGUCCGAAAGAGUUCGAAGGGGUCACGAGUCCGUUCGAGAAGUUCAAGAUUCUCGAACCGUCAUUUCCACCAUCUGUACCACCGGAACCACCGCCUCGGAAAUAUGGAAUCUUUGUCAGUAGACCGCCUGGGCGGAGAGCGUCGUCUGCAGCUGCACCUGCGACUCCGCUGCCAAAAAUCGGAUUCAAAUAACAGCGCCUCUGCAGAAGCUUCUUCCGAAUCUGUUAAUCAAUACCCUACUAAUAAACUUCUUUCGCGAUACAAUUAUCAUGAUGGUGAUCGAAAAAGACAUCCUAAAUGGCUGUAUACAAAGACACACUCGAGACGCUCUUCUUGUUGUAAUAUGUGUAAGAUUCAGAUGGCUUCUUUGAAAAAUGUCACACCUUUUACGAAAUCAUUGUUAGGAUUGGCUACUAUCUUUCUCCGUGGAUAUCCAUAAAAACAGAAUAUUUGAAUGCAUUAGUGAAUCAAAGACAA